Molecule: messenger RNA, 2382 nt
Organism: Teleopsis dalmanni
Lineage: Eukaryota; Metazoa; Arthropoda; Insecta; Diptera; Diopsidae
Gene: AMPKalpha
Product: 5'-AMP-activated protein kinase catalytic subunit alpha-2
Exons: 2
Coding region: 295-1986 (563 amino acids)
Biological process (GO): intracellular signal transduction; protein phosphorylation
Cellular component (GO): cytoplasm
Molecular function (GO): protein serine/threonine kinase activity; ATP binding
Source: RefSeq, a predicted model, not a curated record
CAUAGAAAAUCCCAAUUAUUACUAAAAGACUAGCAAUCAGUUGCAAAUAUAUUGAAUCGUAAUUUCCGUAUUUUAAUUAAAUCAAUUUAUUUUAAACUUAUUCUAUUUUAAAGGAUAUAGAUGUGUGUUGAAGACAAUUUUCGAUGCGGUCAAGUGCAAGCGGUUGGAGGGCAAGUGAAAUAAGCAGAUAAAAGAAAAAAGAUUUAAUACAUAUAAAAAAAACUCCACUACCACCUCCCUUUUCAAUAAGGUCAGCAAAAAAUAUCGAUAGCCGUCAUCAUUAAAUAAUUAAUCAUGCCUCAAUCAAGACAAGUUGCUGCUGAGGUUGUUGCUAAUGCAGCUGGUUCACAGCCAUUGGUUAAAAUUGGACAUUAUUUGCUUGGCGCCACCCUUGGCACGGGCACCUUUGGCAAGGUCAAAAUUGGAGAACAUCAAAUGACAAAACAUAAAGUAGCUGUUAAAAUUCUUAAUCGACAAAAAAUAAAAUCACUUGAUGUCGUUGGAAAAAUUCGUCGCGAAAUACAAAACUUGAAAUUGUUUCGUCAUCCACAUAUUAUAAAAUUAUAUCAGGUAAUCUCUACACCAACAGAUAUAUUUAUGAUUAUGGAGUAUGUAAGUGGUGGUGAAUUAUUUGAUUAUAUUGUCAAACACGGCAAAUUGCAAGAACAUGAGGCACGUCGAUUUUUUCAACAAAUAAUAUCAGGUGUCGAUUAUUGCCAUCGACACAUGGUUGUGCAUCGUGAUUUAAAACCAGAGAAUUUGUUACUUGAUCAUAAUAUGCACGUAAAAAUAGCUGAUUUUGGGCUAUCUAAUAUGAUGUUAGAUGGUGAAUUUUUACGCACUUCAUGUGGAUCACCAAAUUAUGCUGCACCUGAAGUUAUAUCUGGCAAAUUAUAUGCUGGCCCUGAAGUAGAUAUAUGGUCAUGUGGCGUGAUAUUGUAUGCGUUGUUGUGUGGUACUUUGCCAUUCGAUGAUGAACAUGUACCAACACUAUUCCGAAAAAUUAAGUCUGGUAUAUUUCCAAUUCCGGAAUAUUUAAAUAAACAAGUUGUAAAUUUGGUCUGUCAAAUGUUGCAAGUUGAUCCCUUAAAACGUGCUAAUAUGGAAGAAAUUAAGAAGCACGAAUGGUUCCAAAAAGAUUUGCCUACUUAUCUAUUUCCAUCAUCUGUAGAGCAAGAUUCUAAUGUUAUUGAUACUUAUGCUGUUGAUGAAGUAUGCACAAAAUUCGCUGUUAAAGAUGCUGAAGUUCAUAAUGCGCUUUUAAGUGGUGAUCCACAUGAUCAGCUAGCUAUUGCCUACCAUCUAAUUAUAGAUAAUAAACGAUUUGCAGAUGAAGCGGCUAAAACAGAUAUUAACAAUUUCUUCGUAGCAGGUUCUCCACCACCGGUGGCUCAUUCACCAAUUGAUCGUAGUGCUGAGGUAGCUGUAAGCGUAGCAGGACCUAAUACAGUUCCAACAGUAACAGCAUCAAGUGCACCUUUAUCAAGUUUGCGACCACAUCCGGAACGUAUUGCACCUAUGCGUGAACGACAAUUGGCAAUGUCUGUACAAUGUUCAGGCGGUGCAGCUUUUCCAGAAAAAGCAGCACGUGGAACACCAAUCAAACGUGCUAAAUGGCAUCUUGGUAUAAGAUCACAAAGUAAACCAAAUGAUAUAAUGUUAGAAGUAUACCGUGCAAUGAAAGCACUUGAUUAUGAAUGGAAAAUUAUAAAUCCAUAUCAUGUACGUGUACGACGCCAAAAUACAAAAACGGGCAAAUAUUCUAAAAUGUCACUGCAAUUGUAUCAAGUUGAUGCUAAAAGUUAUUUGCUGGAUUUUAAAUCUCUGACUAAUGAAGAAGUUGAACAAGGUGAUGAUGUUAUAAUGGAAAGCUUGACACCACCACCGUUGAGUCAGGCUGGUUCAAUGCCACAACAACCAACUGGACAUCAUACAAUGGAGUUUUUUGAAAUGUGUGCUGCUUUAAUUAUACAACUUGCACGUUAAUUUCUAUAUUUAAAAAAAUCUAAUUAAAUUUUUAGUUGUUAUAGAUUUUGCAUAUAUGCAGUUUUUAAGUUUUCGCUAUCAUUUAUUCCUUUUAAAAGAAUCUAUAACUGAUUCAGAAUUGAACUUUUGGAAUGGUUUAAAUACAAUAUAUAUUUUUUUAUAGUAAAUAAUGAUAUAAGGAAGAAAUUGUGCAAUGGCUUUAUUUUUUCUUGUUUUAUUUUUAUAAAAAUUACUUUGUUUUUAUGUAUAUCUUUUAAAGAAAUCUUGUAUUACAAGAAUUAAAAAUGUGUUUAGUUUGUAGUAAUGUUUCAUCAUAAUUGUUUUUCAAAUUAAUACAUUAAACUAUGUUAUAAAUAUAUUUUAAAAAUAAAAAUGUUUGAAAAGAAUUUUAAAUAA